GUCUAUUUUUAUUUUGAAUACGUUUGGUAUGUAUUUAUGGUAGGACACUGGCUACGUGCACCGACCACGCAGUGCCAUCGUGCGUUUAACACGCUAUAUUAACAUGGCCCAGUUCAAGAUCUAGUUGGUGUUUUUUUCUGCUAUUAACUUUUUUCAAAGGAUUGUUGGUUAAUCAUGCUUUAUCAAUUAAAGCAAUGAUAUUCAUUCCUCACACAGAAACGGGAUAUAUCAGAGAGAUAUAUCAAACAUAUAAUGUGCUAUACACGACAGUGAUAUCACACAUUCUUCAGGUUAAUUUGUUGUGUUACUUAUCGAUCAAAAGGUUUUUGAACUUGCAGUGUCUCUGAAAAAAUGGCUGGUAACUUUUACGCGAUGGUAACUUCUGAAAGUUUUAUAAUAGUGUUAGUAACAUUUUUAAGAACCUGUGGCCAUGUGGGAAUUAUCAAGACAAUAGGUAUCUACUUGGAAGACAUCAACCGGAGUCUUAGAACGACACCAACCGAUAUAGGAAUUGCUCUUGGUCUUUUUAGUGCAUUCAGCAGUUUUCCAGCUCCAAUAAUUGUUGCCCUCUACCAACGUCAUUCAAUCCGCCGUUUCCUCCUUGUGUCUGGGGCGUGUCUAUCUCCAGUAGGAGUGGUGUUAACAUCCAUGUCAACCACCAACGCUCAAAUGGCAAUAUUUCUUUCAAUUACAGGUCUUGGACAUUGUGUAAUAAUGGUUUGUUCUAUUAUGACAUUAAAUCGUGUUGCUUCAAACAAUUACAAUCUACUCUAUAGUCUUGGAAAGACUGGCUAUGGGACUGGUAUGGUUCUAAUACCAUUUUUGGCUGAACUGUUACGUAAAGCAUAUGGCUGGAGAGGUGGAUUGCUUAUCAUUAGUGGUCUGGUGGCACACAUUAUUCCUUGUGCUGUUGGUAUAAAGCUGGACUCUGAUGAGAAUAUCGAACGUGGUUAUCAGAAAGUUCUGAGUAGCUCUAUUGGUAGUAAAAGAGAAGAAGAAGAACGAGGAGAGGAAGAAACGGGGAAAGGAAAACAUGACUGUAAUAGCUGCAUCCGUCGGGAUACAAAAGGAAACGACUAUCAGCCUGGAACUUUGGCACGGAUCACCACCAGUAUUCACCAGUCAGAUUUCUACGCGGACCCUCUGUUGAACGUGAUAAUGAGUCUCAACAUGACUUUCUUUGUGCUCUACAGCGGCUGGCACUCAUUUCUCGUACCACAUACCCUCCAGAGAGGAGUCUCCAUCCGAGACACCCUGAUCAUGACAUUUACAGCAGCAAUAGGGAAUACCUUCAGCAGGGUCGGUGUGGGUGUCCUAACCAACAACCGUUUCCAUCCGGUCACAAUAUUUCUCUUCGCUACAGUGGCGGACAUAGUUGCUCUCCUCUGCGAUGUUUAUGUCGUCAACUACUACCUUAUCUUAGUGACGUCUUGUGUCUCUGCAAUGUCGAUAGGAGGAAGGGCAAUUUUGGGCGCGCUGAUUCUGAGGGACAGAGCGUCUCCAGAGAAAUUUCACAUCGCCUUUUCUGUCGAUAAAGUCUUUCAAGGAUUUGGGAUGUUUGUUGGUGGUUACUUUGGAGGUUGGAUUGCCGAUCGCUUUUCAACAUAUGAUGCUACGUUUAAGUUCCUAAUUUUCAUCGAUGUCUUCAUGCUCGUACUGAUAACAGUAAUCAAAAUCAAGCCGAAACCCAAUUCCACCUGACCAUUCAGAAGGGACCUAAAUAUUACUUUCCGUUUGUGGUUAUUCAAGUGCAAACCAAAACCUGGCAAUGCUUAUUGUACGUGCUAAUUACUGAAAACGGUCGGAAAAUCUUUCAAUUGAAAAAAGAUUAUUUUAAUUGGAUCAGAUAUUCUGUCAUUAUAUAUAUGGGAACACAUUUACGAGAUGCUGCACAGACACCGUGGUUACUUUCAAGAUUUAUCUUCCUUGUUUCAGCCAACCAUGUAAAAUAAACAUUCUGAAAACGCUAUCAAUGUGGAUCUCAGGAAAGUCAUUCACGUACAGUGAUUGAAGACCUAUAGCUAUCUGUCUCAAAUAAGCGGCAUUCUCUGCGAAGUUUUGCUCCUACCUCAAGAACACCUCUAUGUGAAGACAUAUUGGUGCUCCAUCUCUGCUAAAGAAUGUCUACUUCAAUAUGACCUCUCAAUCAAUGGCCAGUUCACUUCGGUGUUUUUGGAACUUCCUACCAACCUGAUCCACUCAGCAUGUGGUUCUGAGGAACUUUAUCCAUACCUGCUCUAAGAAGUCCCAAAGUGACCUUGCCCACUAAGCCAGGGAAGCACCCCUCCUGCAUGGACAGUAACCGAUCGACGUUGUAUACCCAUUCUUAACAAGGAAAACACACACAUUGACAACUAUAUGUGUUCCUUACCUCUAUCAUCUGUAAGGUUGCAGAGCUCACCGUGCAGACCCCAAAGCAUGCAUAUAUGGAAUGCAUACCACCUCAGACACUUUGCCGCCCGGACAUGCUCCCACCCCCCCCCCCCCACAUACACACACACAGACACAGACGUGUGACGCCGCCUCUGGAUAUUACGUGGUGUUAAUUGAAAGUCUUUUAGAAAUGUUUGUUAACACAAAAAUAGUUUACUGUUUAAUAAUAUGCAAUGAGCUAAUAAAUGGAUUUUAUAAACAA
Lytechinus pictus (painted urchin) is the source of this 2635-nucleotide messenger RNA. Its product is annotated as monocarboxylate transporter 13-like. The record is from RefSeq and is a predicted model, not a curated record. The transcript is spliced from 5 exons. Bases 352 to 1701 code for a protein of 449 amino acids. Gene Ontology annotation, molecular function: monocarboxylic acid transmembrane transporter activity. Gene Ontology annotation, cellular component: membrane. Gene Ontology annotation, biological process: transmembrane transport. Lineage: Eukaryota; Metazoa; Echinodermata; Echinoidea; Temnopleuroida; Toxopneustidae.